This is a messenger RNA of Hydatigera taeniaeformis, 672 nucleotides long. The record is from the annotation of a GenBank genome assembly. NCBI's taxonomy places the organism in Eukaryota, Metazoa, Platyhelminthes, Cestoda, Cyclophyllidea, Taeniidae.
AUGCACCAGAACGUCAAAAUUGACGAUUUUUACGGUUUUAAAGGCCUUCGAGCUCGGAUACCCACGUUGCCCUACGAGAAACGCCUCUCAAAAGUAGACACGUUGCGUUUGGCCAUCGGCUACAUCAAAUUUUUGCAGGACCUUGUUACCAACGAGAACUACCAAGCAAAGUCGAGUGAGGGUAACUGCAGUGAGGGGGAGAAUAACAAGAUCGAUCAGCCGUGCGAAGCACAACAACAGACGCAAAGCUUCAUAGCGUCUGUGCAAAGAUUUGCCGUCAGCGCAGCAGCCAAUAGCGACGGAAGCGAACGUUUCAACUGUUCCCAUUCAGCACCAAACACCGCCUCUUCAAUCCAUCAGUCAGCACGGAAAGUCAUUCUCAACCUCUCCGUCCGCAUGGCUUGCAAAAUAACCGCAAUGAACACGCUCGACAGUGAGGCAACCACCGAUGACCUGAUCACACGACCCGGCCAGACUUGGCGCCGCGUGCACGACCACUACGUGACGAAGAGCAUUGUAGAUGACGCACCUGUCAGGGAGGCUGUCCUCAUCGGGCACAGUCUUAGCUGGCACCAACGCCCAAAUACCUUCGAAAUACCCCGAGUGUCCCCAAACAAUAAGAGAACACUAGUCACAAAACUUUGGACACCGCAACCAAACCCAAGUCGCUAA